GUCAGUAGGUCGUUUUGAUGCUGAGGACUUGUGUCCGCUGUUUUUUUUCAGAGUAGAACAACUUGCCAGUAAAAGCGCCAUCUAACGGCGCAGCUAACGGUGAUGUUAGCAGUGUUUAUAGCUAGUAACGCUGGCUAAAGCGUUUUCCAGCAGCUACGGUUAACCGUGACAGCGGUGGGUGUUUACUUACAUUGGGUUUAGCUAUGUGGCUUGCACGGCUAUGGAGGACAGUCACACGGGAUGAUGGAGGGCGGGGAUACCAUGUGGAAGUCACAUGAGCGACGAGGAUGAGGCAUAAACAACAAGCGGGCAGCUUGAGGAGAGAGCCGCUGCACAGUGCCUGCCGCAGGGAGGGGGUUAGCUGCUGGUAAAGGCCCUGCACAAGCAGCCCCCUGUGUUCUCCGUUUUCUGAACAUAUGCAAUGAACAGCACGACCGAGCCCCCUGCCAUCAUAGAUGGGGAUGUGGCAGUCGGUUAUGUGUUGGUACCAUUUCUCCUCAUCACCAUCAUCGGAGUAGCUGCUGCUGUGGUCAUGUACAUUCGAAAGAAAAGGAGAAUUGACAGACUCCGUCAUCAGCUGCUGCCAGUUUACACAUAUGAUCCUUCAGAAGAACUUAAUGAAGCUGAACAAGAAAUGUUGUGGAGAGAAGAGGACACAAGGGUCCCAUUACUAAGGGGAAACACGUAUCAACGUGGAAACGCGACGCCGCUGCUCUCCAUCAAAUCGUUCAAGGCUGGGCCAGAAGUUACCAACAGCGACGCCCUCUUCUGACCAAAGACGUCAGUGCAUGAUGAUAGUUAACCACAGGAAAGGACAUUCGCAGCCAUCAGCCACAGAGAUCAGUCAAUUUUGAAGUCAUGUUCAAGACUCCCUUUGUCUGUUUUCUUUGUCUUCACCGCUAUUUGCCGUUUUCUUUGAUUAUAUCAACAACAGUCACCAUCUUCUUGUUUUUCCCGUUGUCGGUGAAGACUAGUGAGUGACUGUUCAUUUGUGUGGUUCUGAUGCCAAACCUGUGUGCUUAACAGACACAGUACCUACAACUUAUUUAUUUGACAUUAUUUAUUCAGACUUUUUACUGUGGUGUUGGGUGACACAAAUGACAGUUAAGAAAGGUGGACUGUAUCUAAAGAUACCUGCUGGCUUAAUCUGUUUACUCUCAUAGAAAAUGUUGUGGCUGACACGGUGGCAGCAGUUAUUGUCAAUAUGGGUUUCAGAAGGCAUUUGUACUGAGAUUUAUUUAGUUCUGCACUUGUUAAAACUUGACAGUCCUGCUGCAGGGUUUGUCUCUUGACAUGUUUGUGUGCAGGUUGUUGUGUUUACUAAAAACAGAUAUGACUUAUUUAAUGAAAUGCAACUUAAGCAGUCGAUUUUGGUGACAUGACACUGCAGAAAGAGCUUUUAAGUCAUUUUUCAUAUUGAUAAUGAUAGAAUAGCCGUCUGGUAAAUUUUAUUUAGUUUUUUUUUCUUUCUUUUUUUUUGUCAAAAGGACAAACACACACCCUCUUUGGUUCUAAUUUCCUCUCAGGAUUUAACUAGCUGCCCUACGAUCUGGACCUUUUUGUGGUUUAGCCAAGUCCUAUGACUCUUAUCAAUGGCAUGAAAAGCCAGUUACGAAGUAAAUAACACCAACCUCCGCUCAUCUCCGAAAUGAGUUGUGACUAGUGCCCUAAAUAUGUCCUGUCUACAAGGCAUGGCACCAGCACAGAUUUACCUCAAGCUGAAGAGUUUGUUCAGAAGAAUGCCAUAGGUCUGACUGUAUCAAGCACUCAGGAAACCUCACUUUUUUUUUCUUGAUGAAUUGCAGCCUUUCCUGAUCUUAAUUUGCCUUGCCUUUAUGAAUGUAAACCGAAUACAACUUGUACACUGUUCUUAUAGGGGAACGUGUAUCACAGUUAUUGUGAAUAUACAUGUCUUCGACAGAUGAUGCCUGGACUUUAUGCUUUCAGGUAUAACAUCUGGAGGUGCUUCACAAUGAGCAUGCACAUGGAUGUCUGCUGUAGUCCUAUCUGGACCCGAAAACAUUUUCAUGCCAGAACACAUUCCUCUAGUCUCUAGUCAUCUUGACAUCUCAUUUUCUACUCAUUUACUAGAGGUGAAGUGAAUGAACAUAAAAACACGGUAGUCAAAAUUAAAACUGUACAAAUAUCCAAUCGUAUCAUAUUGAUUUGCACUGUUGAACUUGUAAUGUGAUGCUCUGAUUUUAGAUUGCACUUGAAAAGUGAAAGAAUUACUGAUGUAAAUAGGACUUUGGCAGAACUGUUAUUGACUGCUGCUUUGAGAGAGAAUUGACAGGCUCAUUUGAACAUGUGAACAAAUAAUACAACUUUGCCUUUUGUGCAGUUACAUUUACAGUUAAAUUAGCCUGAUAGUCAUUAUGUUGAGACCAUUACCAAACACAUCACUGACCUACAUGUGUACUUGAGCCUUUGGGUGGAAAUAAAAGAGGAAAUGAAAGAAAAAUGACAAAGAAAAUUCUCUUUAUUGACCAUUUCUGAUACAAAUUGUUGUAGGGCACCAUAGAAAUAUAGACAUUGUACAUUUAUAUACGGUGUACAUUAAAAAGAAUGAUCCCAUCCUGUUGAGUUUACAGUAUAUAAAUGAACGGAUGCAAGUUGUUGGUAUGUAAAAUGACUGAUAUUGUUGAAAAGAAAAAAAAAAAAAA
Molecule: messenger RNA, 2663 nt
Organism: Acanthopagrus latus (yellowfin seabream)
Lineage: Eukaryota; Metazoa; Chordata; Actinopteri; Spariformes; Sparidae
Product: small integral membrane protein 29-like
Exons: 6
Coding region: 422-772 (116 amino acids)
Source: RefSeq, a predicted model, not a curated record